This is a messenger RNA of Labrus bergylta (ballan wrasse), 1292 nucleotides long. It is a transcript of the gene esd, whose product is annotated as esterase D/formylglutathione hydrolase. Gene Ontology annotation, molecular function: S-formylglutathione hydrolase activity. The record is from RefSeq and is a predicted model, not a curated record. Gene Ontology annotation, cellular component: cytosol. Gene Ontology annotation, biological process: formaldehyde catabolic process. NCBI's taxonomy places the organism in Eukaryota, Metazoa, Chordata, Actinopteri, Labriformes, Labridae.
CACGCUUACCCUGACGUCGUUGGACUCUGGGACGCUCUCUGGACUGCACCGGCGGGGAAGUUAGCAAGCAAGCUGAGCACAGACUUGAACAAAUCACUGUUCAUCAAUCAGACAUGGCGCUCACACAAGUGUCCUCCAACAAGUGCGCUGGUGGUUUCCAGAAGGUGUUCGAACACGAGAGCACUGAACUCAAGUGUAAAAUGAAGUUCGCCGUCUACCUGCCUCCUAAAGCCGAGACAGGCAAAUGCCCCGUCUUGUACUGGCUCUCUGGUCUGACGUGUACGGAGCAGAACUUCAUCACCAAAGCCGGCGGUCAGCUUCCAGCCGCAGAGCACGGCAUCAUCAUCGUCGCCCCCGACACCAGCCCACGUGGCUGUAACAUCGAAGGGGAGGAUGAGAACUGGGAUUUCGGCACUGGAGCCGGUUUCUACGUGGACGCCACCGAGGAUCCUUGGAAGACCAACUACCGCAUGUACUCGUACAUCACCGAGGAGCUCCCAAAACUGAUCAACGCUAACUUCUCCACCAACCCCGACAGGAUGUCCAUCAGCGGUCACUCCAUGGGCGGCCACGGGGCGCUUGUCUGUGCCCUGAAGAACCCUGGGAAGUACAAGGCCGUGUCUGCAUUCGCUCCCAUCUGUAACCCGAUGCAGUGUCCAUGGGGACAGAAGGCGUUCUCGGGAUACCUGGGCUCUGACAGGUCCACGUGGGAGGCGUACGAUGCCACCGUGUUGGCGGCGUCCUAUUCGGGCCCUCAGCUCGACAUCCUGAUCGAUCAGGGUCGUGACGAUCAGUUCCUGUCCGCCAGUCAGCUGCUGCCCGACAACCUGAUCGCUGUCUGCUCCGAGAAGAAGAUCCCUGUCGUCUUCAGGCUGCAGCCGGGUUACGACCACAGCUACUUCUUCAUCUACUCCUUCAUGGCCGACCACAUCAAGCAUCACGCCAAGUUCCUCAACGCCUGAACCCGGCUGUUCACCUGAGGGUUCACACACAUACCUGAGCCGGCUUCACCUCGCUCCCGCUGCAGGACUGGCAGUAACAACAUCCGCUUUGUUCUCUGGUAACAAACUCAACAAAACGAUAAUUCAGACGUCUGAAAUCUUAAACGGCACUUAACCUGGAGUCUCCGAAAACGACAAGAAACUCUUUUUUUAUCACGAUGUAAUAUCAUUUAAACUCCGGAUCGAGACAGUGUUUCUUUAUUAUGAAUGAGCACUCUCCUGCACACGGACAGACAUGAUGAGCUGAGCAGUCCCAGCUGUGUUUGAAAAUAAAAUCCUUCUUUCAUUUCA